This is a messenger RNA of Colletotrichum fioriniae, 1044 nucleotides long. RefSeq names its product mitochondrial aldehyde dehydrogenase. Gene Ontology annotation, biological process: polyamine catabolic process. The record is from RefSeq and is a predicted model, not a curated record. Gene Ontology annotation, molecular function: aldehyde dehydrogenase (NAD+) activity. Lineage: Eukaryota; Fungi; Ascomycota; Sordariomycetes; Glomerellales; Glomerellaceae.
AUGGUCAAUAUCUUCCUGACAGGAGCGACGGGCUACAUUGGUGGCAGCGUCCUCUCGUUGCUCGCCAAGUCGCACCCCGACUACGCCGUGAGGGCGCUAGUCCGCGACAGCGCCAAGGGCAAGAUUAUCACCGGCGCCUUCAGCAAGGUCGAGAUCGUCGAGGGUGACCUUGACGAUGUUGAGACCAUCACUCGAGAAGCUUCCAAUGCCGAUGUCGUUGUCCAUCUGGCUGCGUCUGGGCACUUGAAAAGCGUUGAGACGAUUCACAAGGCCUUGUCGUCCAAAUCGGCAGAGCAGAAGCCAUCGCACUGGAUCCAGAUCUCUGGCGCCAGCGCCCUUGCCGCAGCGGAACUCGCCGACAAGUCCCGUAGCCCAGGCUCAGCAAGCAACCUCGUCUUCAACGACCUGACCGGCAUCGACGACCUGCGAUCAUUCAUCCAAAGAUACCCGAGCCGUGCCGUCGACAACUACCUCCUCAAAGUCGCCGCCGACGAGCCCAAAGUCAAUACAGCGCUAGUAUUCCCGCCCAUCAUCUACGGUCGGGGAAUCGGCCCAGUCAACCAGCGCAGCGUGCAGAUCCCGUCGCUGGCGAAAGCCACGCUGGAUCGCGGUCGCGGAGUGCAAGUUGGCAAAGGCCUGAGCCGCUGGGGAAAUGUGCAUGUUGAGGAUAUUGCGCAGUUGAUUGCCCGGCUUGUUGAGCGAGCUGCUGAGGCGAAGGGUGAGGGGGAGGUUUGGAACGAGAAUGGGCUGUAUCUCACUGGUGUUGGUGAAAUUUCGUUUGGCGAAAUCUCAAAAUUGGUUGCUUCCGCUGCUGCGAAGAAGGGUCUCAUUUCAAAAGACGAGGUUGAGGAACUUGGACCCGAAGAAGCGAACAAGGUGCUGCCCCACGGAACGGUGCUCUUUGGGACGAAUGCUCGCAGCGAGGCACUUAGGGCUAAGAAAGUACUGGGUUGGGCGCCGACAGGCGAGAGUUUGGAAGAAGAGAUCCCCAAAGCUGUGUCUUGGGAAGCUCCCGAGGUUCAGCACAGUGAACUGAAGCGAUGA